CACAAUCAUCUUGGACUAUCGCCAAAGAUAAAAUCCUCGUGGUUGUGUUUUGUUUAUAUUUACAUCUUUCUUCAGAAUGAAAGUUAAAAGCUUUCGAAAAAAAUUACGUUUGAAAUCGAUAAGUUGUAUGAAAUGGAACUUCUGAUUGGGGAAUAUGUAAUGUAAGUCAUUAUUAGUGCAUAGAAUUAUCAUUUCAAUUCUUCCCUAUUCCAUUAAUGAGCUAAACAAAAAUGCAAUUCAUCAAAUUUGGCAAUGCGGCUCGAAAUUUAACCAAAUUUACCUUGAAAUCCUUAAUUUCGUCAUCUUGCACUUAUCCUUCUUCAUUUAAUGCAUGUUUUCCAUAUAUUUGUACACCUAUAUCACCUUUUUCCAAAAUUCGAACAUUGUCUUCCAUACCAUGUUGCCUUUGGCCUUCUGAUUUACCACCUACUACAGAAUGGGGUUAUGGAAUGAGAGGUCCUGACACAUGGCCUGAAAAGUACCCUCAUGCAGGCGGUCAACACCAGUCUCCAGUGGACAUCAUAUCAGAUAUCGUCCAGUCCAAAGAAUUCGAUCCUCCUUUAUCCUGGAAUUAUGGAUCGGGAAUAUGCAAAUCUAUCGUGAACACGGGCUGCGGGUGGAGAGUCGAUGUCCAGGGGAAUUCAGAGCUUAGAGGGGGCCCCUUGGAGCAUACCUAUGAGUUGGUACAAUUUCACUGUCAUUGGGGUAAUGACAGCCAUUGCGGGUCUGAACAUGUUGUUGACGGCAAAUCAUACGCUGGCGAGUUGCAUUUCGUCCACUGGAACAAAGAAUUGUUCACCUCAUGCGCUGAAGCAAUCGCUUCCCCUAAAGGAUUGACUGUGAUUGGUGUCUUUCUGGAGGUUGGAGAGAAGAACUCAGAAAUAGAAAAAUUGUGUGAAACUAUUCCAAAUAUUGCUCACAAGGAUGAGAGGAUCGAUUUAGAAUGUGAUAUAGAUCCUGUAGCCAUGUACCCUGCUGAUCCAUCCUAUUGGACAUAUGAUGGUUCACUGACAACUCCUCCUUGUUAUGAAAGUGUCACAUGGAUCAUGUAUAAAAACCCCAUCACAGUUUCUGAAGAACAACUUGAUUGUUUCCGCCACAUGAAAAAAACAUGCGUGGAACAAGAGUCUGAGAGUCCUGGAUUUGUGGACAAAAAUUAUCGUCCACCUCAGCUCCUUAAUGACAGGGAAAUAUGCGAAUGCAGCUGCGCUUAACCAUUAUAUAGAAUACAAAUAUAUUAUAUAUGUCUACACCUAAAAAUGUUGUAUGUUGAUAGAGAAUAUUUUCGUACGUUCCUUAUUAGAUCCAAAUGUUCAAUUCUUCGGAUCCUCAUUUUUUAUAAGCAGAAUGUAGAAAUUCUUGUUUUCAGCCCUUUAUACAACGAAUAGUUGAGAGGUAAAGAUAAACUUUCUCAACCUGAUUCCUAUUCUAGGCAACAGGUUUUGGCAGUGUAAAGAUAAUAAGAAUUUAUUGUAUAAUCUUCGUACCAAUAGAUAUACGUAAGUCCAUUCUGGUAAGUGAUUCAUGAUGUGUCAUUAUGUCAUAUGAGAUGCAUCAAGAAAGUUUAUUUGAGAAAAACAUUUCCUGUGCCUGAAAUCAGUUUUUAGUAAUUUUUACUUGAUAAACUUAUGGGGCUUGGAUUCGAAAGUCGGUAGUUUAAAAUUUAAAAAUUUGAAUUUUUAUAAGGGAAAAUAAACUAGUAUUGUCAUAUUUGACACAGCAGUCCAGAUUGGGCCAAGGCUUUCUGUUGAGAAGAAUUCUCCAGGAUUUUUUUUUUUCAUCUUUACUGCUAAUCUUUUGUUCCAAUCAUUCUAAAUUUAUAUUCCUCAGAAUCUAGUUAACAUUAUUUUGGCCUUCCUUUUUUUCGACUAAUGAAGAGGUUUAAUGCAAGUAUUUUCUUUAUUGUAUCUUUCACCCUAAUAUAAUGGGGUUAAAAAGGAAUUUAUACUUUAUUAAUACAUUUUUUUUCUACUUCAAAAUAUAUGCAAUGCUUGGUCUGCGCUAUGCUUGAUUUUAAACAUGGCUUAGUGUUUUUUUUCCUAUGUAUCUCUUUUUGGUUUGAAUAAUUUCACUAAGUUCCAAACUGGUUUGGUUCAAUCAAUUUUGAUCCAAUCAAUUCCAAACUGUUUAAGUUUUAUCUUAUUGAAUUUUUCAAGUUAAUUUACUGUAAAAUUCUUAACAUUAUAAACAAUUUUUGUUAGCUCUUUUGCACUCAACACAAUUUUAGAUGUCGUUUUUUUAAAUUUUUUCAAAUUAUUGAGAGGUAUAGUUUUUAAUUUUUGAAUCCUAGCCCUUCAUAUCAUCUUGUCCAAAAAACAAUUUGCAAACUCAUCUAUUUGAUAUCUUCACUGAUGAAACUUGUCGUCUACUGCAAGAAUAGGAUUGUUUGUUUACCCAUGUUGCAUUUUAUGUCUGGUAUUGUCUAAUUUGUGUUUUGGAUGCAUGCAUAUGUGAUCUCAAAUUGUGUCUAAAAACUAUGCAAUAUUAAAUAAAAACUACGUAUAUAGAACUAUGCAAUAUAAAAACCGUUAGACUUUUAAGAAAAUUUUCAUUACUAUACAAUAUAUUGUAUAAUCAUAUGCAAAAAUAUGAUUUUUUUUUUAAAAUUGUUUUUAUGUGUAUACAGGGUGCUUUAGGGGAGCAAUAUACUUAAAAUAAUUCAAUAUUUCAUGAUAAUUUUAAUUUAGUGCAUCUGUUGUAAAGUAUCAUAUAAAUCUUGAUAUUGAACAGAAAUAUAGAUGAACUUAACACCUUGUUAAUGUUAUUACAGUUUUAAACUAUGAUUUAGUUAAAUAUAUCAAUCUUUAUGCAAAUGUCUACCAGUGCACCAUUUGAUUUUUGAUUUUCUGGAUUGUUUGAAAUGAACUACUCUUUCAUCUUAUAAUAAGAAUAUACCAGUUUUAUAAUUUUUAGCUGUAAGUUAUGUAAUUUAGAAAAAGAUUAAUUAGUUAGGUGAUUUAAUUCAUAGCGCAAUUAAGACGGAACAUGUAAAUUUAAGGUUAAUGUCAUAGUUUUUAGAACUUUCUUAAAUAUUUUAUAAUUUAAGCAAUAUUGAUUAUUAUCGAAGUAAAACACGUGUAGAAAAAUAAUAAUUAUACUCGAAGGUCUAUUAAAAAAUUUACAUUUCUAGAAAGAAGGACAAAUUGUUUUGAGUAAACGUGUUAUAGAUUAGAAAAAAAA
Molecule: messenger RNA, 3180 nt
Organism: Parasteatoda tepidariorum (common house spider)
Lineage: Eukaryota; Metazoa; Arthropoda; Arachnida; Araneae; Theridiidae
Gene: CAH1
Product: carbonic anhydrase 1
Cellular component (GO): cytoplasm
Molecular function (GO): zinc ion binding; carbonate dehydratase activity
Source: RefSeq, a predicted model, not a curated record